GGCACAACAGUGUGGACUAGGCUGGUGUUGGUUAGAUUUCGAGGAGCUAAGCCACAAGAGUCAUUAUCGUAGGUGAGCUGGCAGUAGAAGGAUCAUAUCCGGCUUGAAGUUGUUGAAAAGUGUUUUUACCUGUUUCAUCGGUGAUUUGUGAAAGAGCCAUAAAUAGUAGUACUUUGGAGAAAAAUAGAAUACAUUGAUUCACGGAAACGUUAUGAGUUUUGUUUGCUCGUUCUCGUCUGUCGGCGGGUUUAGUUACACGGCACUAAAGUACGGACCUUCGAUAAGUGAAAAUAUUUAAUUUAGCACAGUGAGAGAACAAAUAAAAAAAGUGCUGAAACAUGAGGUAAAAGUUGCAAAUUAAUGUCCGGGGUGAGCACAAAGGUUUUCAUUUUAUUUACGACGUGCUCCAGCAAAGCAGAACGUAAUAAAAGUUGGAAAGCGACAGUGGCAAUAAUACGAUCAAAAUGAGUGCUCCGAGCUUCCGUGAAAAAUUGCUUUGAAUGAAAUUCGAAAAUCCACAGCUAAUGGAAGUGCGGCUCGGUGAAAAAUUUCCAGCGGAAAGUGAAAAGUGCACUUUUGUGAGACGAGAUAUUUGACGCCCCUUUUCGACCGAGAGAAGAAGUCAACCAGGAUGGCUCACUUCUCCAUCUCGGAAAUGCCGGAUGUGAAAGUGACAGAUACAUUCCCGAAAAGCGGCCGUGUCACUGAAGUUUGCAAAGAAUGGCUGGUUCGGGAGGAUAGCGCAUUGGCUUAUCAACUUCAAAAUAAGGAAAUUUCAGAUCACUAUAAAGGCAACAAACAUCGAAAUCAGAUCGUCCGUCAAGACUUUCCCACCGCACUUUCGGAGCAAAUCCGGGAAAAGGAAGACGCGGAACGUCAAGCAGCAUUGUAUCAUCAGAUGAUAAAUGAGCAAGAAGAAAUGGAUGCCAAAGUUGCACGCGACAUCGCUGAUCAGUUGAAACGUGAGAAUGAACUUAAACGUAGGCUGGAAGUAGAAAAAAGUGAAAUGCUGGCUCGAAAGCUACAGGAACAGGUGGCAAUUGGCAAUAGCAGAAAACAUAACCGGGUGCCCGAACCGGAUCUCGCAUUUCCACUGCCACCUCGGAACCAUCCAAAACCAACACAGCAGCAAGUACCCACAAGACCACCCUCGAUCCACCACGCAUCACCGUUCAUCGCACAUUCACCUCCGGGACAAUCUCCUGCCAUGGAACAACCGGAUCUGCAUUAUGCCUCCCUGGAACUGAGUUCGCCGAAACGACCGCCUCCACAACCAGUAUUUCAAAACGGAAUCAAUUCUUCGUCAAAUAUCUAUCAGGAAAUACUGCACCAUCCAGCACCCAACUUUAACCGUUACGAUCAAGACGAAGAAGGUUAUACGAACAUCAAUCUGCAUUCUCACACUCCGGAAAAGAAACAGCCAACUUUCCCAAACACCCGAAACGGAUCUACAUCGGUCGACAUUGUAGACAGCAUUCGGCAAUACGACUUGCCCUAUGAAAAUGACUUUAGCUAUCAGCUACCACCUCCACCUUCGCUUAAUGACAUUACAGCUCACAGUCAAAGAUUCAACGGUCAACGACCAAACCACAGCUCGGAUGUUUACAACAAAUUCACCAAUAGUGUCGGAACGGAAGACGAUUUUCGAAAUAAUUCAAACUUCAACAAAAUUUCUCCGGAGAAAAUCGUCACACCCCCAAGUCUGGCAGGUGCAUACGGUGGAGCAACCAGCAAACCGCCACGCUCAGCAAUGGUAAACUACAACGCGUAUGACGACGAGGACAUAGAAGAAGCACUUGGUCAGCCUCUGCCAUCGAACCGAACACCGCAGCUCAAUCAAAUUGGUCUACCGUCGAAUCUGGAUCUUGGUGCCAGUUCCAGCUCGCGUUACUCGAACAGUGCCAGCGGUAUGGGUCACAGCGCACACUCACAUCAGCAUCACCAUCAUCAAAAUCCGCACAUGUAUCAAAACCAUCACCCACAUCACGCUCAGAUUCAGCAACAGCAGCAGCAGCUGCAGCAGCAAGCAUUGCAGCAGAGUCAGGCGUCUCCAAUGUCUUCCAAGAGUGGAAACUUUGAAAAGGUUGAUAGGAUACGAACCCUCAAAGAUUUAGGGCUGCCACCGGAUGAAAUCCACGAAAUUGAUAAAAGACUAGAACAAGAACUGAAAGAUGAGGAGCUCGCGCGCAAACUGCAGGAACAGGAAGCGGAUGGACUGGACCAGGAAGUGAUCGAUAGGCGUGUUGCCAUGGAAGCUCAAGACAAAGAGUUGGCCAAAAUGCUACAAGAGCGGGAACGAGCUAAAGCCAAACGCGCCCGGGAGAAGGCUCGUCUCAAGAAAGAAAUGCAACGACAGCAGCAACAACUUCAAGAUCCCGAAGCGAACGAGGCUGAAGCAGUGGGAGAAGGCAGUUCUUCGCUGCCCCAUGGCGAUCAACAACCAGCGUCCCUGGAAGCGAUUGCCAGUGAUCCGGACGGAGACUCUUAUUCCAAUCCGAUCGAUUUGCUGCAACAAUCGCCGACAUCGGGUGCUGUCGGUGAAAUUGUUGGUAGUAACAGCAAACGAUACUAUGGAUCACCAGCAAACUCUCCGGAACAUGGCUCGGGCCAGCAUAAGAUCCAGGGUAGUAUUUCAUCGCAUGGUUCUGGCUCCGGAAACAACUAUCAGAACGCACAAUCUUCGCCCAACGAAGACAGUUACUCAAAUCCGAUUGAUAUGAUAAGGCAUCAAAAAUCCGCACCAAAUCUGAAAUUGUCGGCCAAUGUGCAACGGUUGGUCGAGAAUGGUCGAAAGGAUGAUGAUAUCUACGUACUGCCAGUCUCUGAUAGGGAGGAUAACAGUAGUCCUCAGAGGCCUAGCUACUUGGAUGUAAGGGGAUCACGUUUGUCCAGAAGCCAGUAUGCGGAAGAUAAUAUCGCAGCCAGGAUUGAUCCUACAUAUAGCAUUUCGGGUACUAGCCCGAUAAACUCAACCUCCAUGACAGCUUCACCGCCAGAUAUUCUCGAAUUUUCCGAUCCCGGGUCAUCUAGUCCAGUGCCACCGUACAUGCCAAUACAAGGAACCAGACGGAACAAUUCAUCCGACAAUAAAAAACGAAAAUCAAAAGAACGUUGCGCUCAACAAUGAAACCGAAGCAGGACGAGAGAAACUUUUGUACUUGUUACUUAUAUUAUUAUUAGUUAUUAUUUUUAUCAACUCUAUCGACUAUUACUCGAUUGAUAAAAAAUGUCUAUGGGACAAUAACCCACAACAAAGAAACGAUAGCAAACAAAAAAAAAUCGUCAUCGCCGUUCAUAUUUAUUACGCGAUUGUUUGGAUUAUUAAGAGUAUAGGAUAUAUUGCUACCUGUUCUGAAAUCUCUCCGAAGACUUUUCGUCGGACGAAAAUUCAAGACAUGCUCUUUUGAAAGCAAUCUAUUUUUAUGUUGCAGGCAUACUUUUUGUGAAUGCGCUUUAUCAUCUUAUUUCGUGUAAACGUAUUUAAAGGAAACUUAUUUGUAAUAAAAUUGCAUUUUAUUCACA
Malaya genurostris is the source of this 3522-nucleotide messenger RNA. Its product is annotated as probable serine/threonine-protein kinase DDB_G0280133. The coding region runs from base 632 to 3127 and encodes 831 amino acids. The record is from RefSeq and is a predicted model, not a curated record. NCBI's taxonomy places the organism in Eukaryota, Metazoa, Arthropoda, Insecta, Diptera, Culicidae. The transcript is spliced from 8 exons.